AUGGGGUGCUGCUCCUCUUGCCUGACGGAGACGUAUCCGGAGAAGCAGCAGCAGCAGCAACCUGGGGGCGCUCUCUCCGCCUCGCACCUUACCCCGGGCGUUGGGGUCGGCGGCGCCGCUCUCGAAGGGGGAGACGGCGUGCUGGCCUUCGCUGAGUUCUCCCUGGCCGACCUCAAGGCGGCGACCAACGAUUUCAGCUCCGACAACAUCGUGUCCGAGAGGGGGGAGAAGGCCGGCAACUUCGUCUACAGGGGCCGCCUCCAGAACCGCCGGUGGAUCGCCGUGAAGAAGUUCGGCAAGAUGGCUUGGCCCGAUCCCAAGCAGUUCGCGGUCAGUUCCCCGCCCUCUCCGACCUCGAUUUGCCCCUCCCCCACUUCUCUCCUGGUUCCGAUUCCUUCGGGCUUUCUUCUUCCGCUCGGAUUUUGCACCCUUUGAGACAGGAUUUCUGCGUCGUUCACCUUCAGGAGGAGGCCUGGGGAGUCGGGAAGCUGCGGCACAAGAGGCUGGCCAACCUGAUCGGCUACUGCUGCGACGGCGACGAGAGGCUCCUCGUGGCGGAAUUCAUGCCCAACGACACACUCACCAAGCACCUCUUCCACUGUGCGUGAUUCCAGGAAGAAGGGGAAGCUCCUCUCCCCCCCCUCCCCCCUUCCUCUCUCUAUCCGCCAUUUUCUUCGUACUUCGGGCUGUGUCCGACAAUUGGGCCGCAUACGAACGUCCUUAGAAUCCGAAGUAGCACAUCCCGUUGAUAGGAAUUCGCUGCGAAAAUCGCAUAUUUCUCGGAGGUCUUCAUCGAUGGCCCCAUAUUGCUCUUCCCCUAUUUGCGGUGCAUCCUAUUUCUUUGGCUCAAAAGGCAUGAACAUGAUCUGGGUUCGGGUUAGUCCCAGGGCCAUCGUUGAUAUUAGAUAGCCGCGUCCUGUAAUGCUGCACUUUGAGCAUCCGAUUCUGUCUCUUGGAGCAUCCCCAUUUCUGAAGGGGGAGAGAGAGAGAGAGGAAGGCUUAGAUUCUGGCUACCAUCACUCUCUUUUGAACCAUCCCUUCUUCUGUCUGACAGGGGAGAGCCAAACGAUUGAGUGGUCGAUGCGUCUGAGGGUUGCCUACUGUAUUGCCGAAGCAUUAGAUUACUGCAAUAGUCAAGGGCGGCGAUUGUAUCAUGAUCUGAAUGCCUACAGAGUGCUGUUUGAUGAGGUGAGAAAUCUCCACACCCCGACCAUGGUUUCUGUUUAGUUUUUCGCAUCUGUUCUUGAUCAAGGCAAAUGCCUGCACAAAAAUGCCCAUCUUAUUGGAUCCUCCAUGGCUGGUUCCUGGUCAUAUGCAAGCUUCUGAUUGCUGAAAACUUCUCAUCAUAUGCAUGCUUCGGUUGACUCCAUAUUUGUUCGCCUGUAUUGUGAAGUCUCAGGAUAGUUGACAACCCUCCCCCUUCGGGGAAAAAUAACAACGUGCCUCCAUUCCCAUUUCCUGCAUUAUUUUUUUCAACAUCAAAGAUGGUUUGAAUUUCAAAAACUUUUAUGUUUUCAACAUGAAAGCUGUGCUAUGUUCAGAUUCCAUCUUUUUUAUUAUUUACCCGUUGACUUUGAAGGUCGGCUCAGGCAUAUAUAUCAUCCCAACCAUGUUCUUGUUUGUUUCAAACCAACUUUGAUUUGUUUCUGACUUCUGUCUUCUUCUUUUCUUGUGGCAUUAUAUAUAUAUAUACUCUUUCCCUGUUCAUCCCAACCAAUAGUUUGAAUUUUUUUAAUUUUGCAUUUUUCGGCAACUAUGUCAUCUGGGUCAUGCGACUCUGUUAAAAAAAACUCUAAAAUCAUGUGACCGAAUCAUGCAAGUUAUCCGAUAUUUAGUUAGUGGUGACUAUGAAAAAUGUGGUCAGUAUAUCUUAUGAGUUGAACCGAAUCAUGCCAGGUUGAGAAGCCAUGACUUGAUGGCCAUCAUGUAGCAGUUGGGUAAAAUCCCAGACUAAUUAGAAAAAAUGGUUUUUUUCGUUGAUUUUGGCGCAAAACCCUUCUUUACUGGUGCUCUUGGAGAGCUGCAUAAAUGAUGAAUGAAAUGGGAAAAACGGAGCAUCAUGAUACCAUUUCUCAUGGAAAAAACGUUUCGGGUUGCAAACUAAAGUGAGAAAACAGUCGAAUCUGAGAAAUGGGUAGCUAAAUUAGGCAACCUCUUAGUUGCCCUCCAUCCAUAUUCGAUCUUAAAAAUUAUAUUUUGAUCACUGGGCUUGAAGCUCAGUCUUUGUGUAAUCCAUCUAUUAUCAUGGCCAUUGCCAAUCUUUCGUGGGUUUCAAGCAAAAUUAAGGCUAAAAAUGGAGCCGUCAAGUGGGAAGAAAAAGACGAAGAUCCUUAUUGAGAAUAGUCCGGUACUGAUUAUUAUUUGAAUAAGUAUGUAACUAUAAGGUUUAGCCUAUUUCUCUGGCUUCUGAUUGGUUUUUCAUUGGAUGGCCCGAUGACUGGUAACACAUGCGAUGCCCGAGUGAUGUUGGGCUUAAUGGGCCCAUUUAUGCUGUCCACGUGGCAGAGCCCUCCCAGGGGAGGGGGCCAUGGCAUGCUAUCACAGAAGUAAACUCGGAGUUACAGAGAUGGGAGGAUAAAGUGGGAGCAUAUAUCACAUUUUGAUGGAGUUAUAUGUGCUUUGAGGAAAAAUAUGGGAGUGUAUAGUUAAUCCAAGUAUUUAAUGGGGAAUUAAAAUAAAUAAAUAAAUCAAUCAAUAAAACCUGAAACGCAUCGAUAAUGUGGGUCCUAAACCUCGCAUCCCUGUCUGUCCCAAGAGUAGACAAAAAUCCCCAACAGUUGAAGGGUCUUCUAGCAUUAUAAGAAAGCAAUUAUUUAUACUUUUGGUUCUGGGUUCUUCUUAGCCCAGAAUCUCACUGUUCCCUGCCUGAUCUGAUCCUGUUCAGCUGGUGCCCGGCUGAUGUGGCUUGUUUUUCUAAUUAAAUCGUACCCGAUAGCCAUAUUAUUUUGUGUAAUAUUUAAUGGCAGAUGGCGGCACAUGACAAGCACAUUUAUAGUAAAAAUAUGGUAAUUUUCCAUGGAUUAAUCGCAUCUCAUGUCUCCUUCAGACCCUAAUUCUGUUUCUUUGAAAUCAUUUUCAGAAAAGUCAAUAUUUGGUCGUUGCCCAAAAAAACGGCAGAUGGAGGCAGGCAACAAGCCCAUAGUUAUUAUCUAAUAUAUGCGCAUUUACCCUAAGAAUAAUUGCAUUUCAUUCCCCCUUCAGGGUCCUAUUUUUCUUUUUUCUUUAAAUCUUUUUGAGAAAAAUCAAUGUUUUGUCGUUGACCGGAUGAUGUGGAAAUUACUGAUUAUGGGCCCUUCAUGCAGGAUGGCAACCCCCGCCUCUCAUGCUUUGGGCUGAUGAAAAAUAGCAGGGAUGGGAAGAGUUACAGCACAAACCUUGCCUACACGCCGCCAGAAUAUCUCAGAAAUGGUACACGUCGGGUUUCUGAAAGCCAUCUCCUCGGCUGAUUCAUUAAUUUUCAAUCUUACAGACAUACUCCGAAUGCACUGAUUUCAUCAACUUAUGCGCAUUUCAGUUCUGCAAUAUUCACGGGUUUCCUUUAGCUGCAGAAGGAGAAAAAAAAGUCAAAGGCAUUGACUCUGUUGUUGACCUGUGAAUGAUCGAAGGAUCUCUAUUGUAGGUAGGGUUACUCCUGAAAGUGUGAUCUUCAGCUUUGGGACUGUUCUUCUUGAUCUUCUCAGUGGGAAGCACAUACCCCCCAGCCACGUAAUUUUCUCACCAGCUAGCUCCCUUGUCUUUAAGUAGCCGUUUUAAUUUCUUUUUUUUUUUUUUUUUUUAUUGGCAUGUUUAUGAACUUUGGAUAAUAUUCACUUUUUUUAGUAUAUAAUGUUAGCAAUCGAUUGGGUGAUUUACAUGAGCUGAUGAUCGCGGUUCUCCAUGAGCAUGCAUGCAGGCUCUGGACAUGAUCAGGGGCAAGAACAUCCUCCUGUUGAUGGAUUCCCAUCUGGAAGGCAAGUUCUCGACGGAGGAGGCGACAGCGCUCGUUGACCUCGCCUCUCGGUGCCUGCAGUACGACCCCCGAGAGCGGCCCGACACUGUCAGCCUCGUGGCGACCCUCGCGCCAUUGCAGACGAGGUCAGAGGUGAGGGCUCUCUCCUUCCAGUCUCCAUCUCUGGUUUCGCCUUCUUCCUCCCCCCUUCCACUGGUGCGAGUUCUUCUUCUUCUUCUUCCUACUUCGGUCGCAGGUGCCCUCCCAGGUGAUGCUCGGGAUCACCAAGCAGGAGGAGGCCCCCCUGGGCCCGCAGCGCCCCCUCUCGCCGAUGGGCGACGCCUGCUCCAGGAGGGACCUCACUGCCAUCCAUCAGAUCCUGGUGACGACCCACUACAAGGAUGACGAGGGCACCAACGAGGUACUACUACUGCUACUCCUCCCUGUUCGCCGAAUUUGAUAAUUCAGAGAUCUCAUGGCGGUGUCUCUGUGCGGCGGGUCAGCUGUCCUUCCAGGAGUGGACGCAGCAGAUGCGGGACAUGCUGGAUGCGAGGAAGCGCGGGGACUUCGCCUUCCGCGACAAGGACUUCAAGACGGCCAUCGACUGCUACUCGCAGGUAGGGUUCUUGCCGGCGAAUGACAGGUAAUGGCAACAAGUUAGGGUUUUCGAUCUCGGUGUUUGAUGGGUUUGUGUUUGCGGGGCAGUUCGUGGACGUGGGGACGAUGAUCUCGCCGACGGUGUACGCGCGGCGGAGCCUGUGCCACCUGAUGUGCGACCAACCCGACGCCGCCCUGCGGGACGCCAUGCAGGCGCAGUGCGUGUACCCGGACUGGCCGACGGCGUUCUACAUGCAGGCGGUGGCGCUGGCGAAGCUGAACAUGCCGAGCGACGCCGCCGACAUGCUGAACGAGGCGGCGGCCCUGGAGGAGAAGAAGCAGAAGGGCGGCGGGAGGGGCUCCUGA
This is a messenger RNA of Spirodela intermedia, 4891 nucleotides long. The record is from the annotation of a GenBank genome assembly. NCBI's taxonomy places the organism in Eukaryota, Viridiplantae, Streptophyta, Magnoliopsida, Alismatales, Araceae.